This is a messenger RNA of Penicillium cataractarum, 1662 nucleotides long. RefSeq lists its product as uncharacterized. The coding region runs from base 1 to 1662 and encodes 553 amino acids. Lineage: Eukaryota; Fungi; Ascomycota; Eurotiomycetes; Eurotiales; Aspergillaceae. The transcript is spliced from 3 exons. The record is from RefSeq and is a predicted model, not a curated record.
AUGUUUCCAGAGAAGUACCAUUAUGGGAUCGACUACUUCCUCGUGGGAGUUCCCGUGGGGCUUCGUGGUCGGAUUGGAGCAUUGAUGUCAAUUGACAGUGAUGGGUCAGAUCCACGAUCUCAGAAUUUCAAAUCUUUUCGAUAUUCCUUGAAAAGACUCCUUCAGAGGUGUUUCUGGUUCAGCACUGAUACGAGCCGGUACCUCCAUUGUGGAGACGGUCAGAUGAGCCUGACGCAAAAGUUGGAGCAUUUCUUGAAAGAACAGGGUGAGGAUAUCAACGACUAUCCUUACGCAUAUCUUAUUAGCAUCCCCCAAUUUUGUUGGUGGACCAAAAGUCCAAUCUCCUAUUGGUAUCUUUACUCUCCUUCAAAGGAGCUCAGCGCAAUAAUCAUGGAAAUAAACAACUCCUACGGAGAGAAAAAGAACGCCUUUUGUCGGCUCACUAAAGAGGAGAAUUCCACCUUUGACAAGGCGAAAACUUCUGAGACUCUCAGCACUAUAUCCGGAAGAGGGCACAGGGGUAUCCAAACCGUCCGAUUCAUGUCUUCCGCACCCACUGCCAAGUAUUACAAGGGCAGCUGGGACAAGGACAUAUUUGCAUCCCCAUUUGAAAAGGUCGAGGGCUGGUUCAAUCUUCGUUUCAUGGAUCCUCUUGACCCAUUACACGAAAAAGGAGGCCCGCUACAUUCCAAUAUGACUCUUAUGAGCGUGGAAGGCAAACCGAAACUCUCUAGUCGUCUGUUUUCAUGCGGAACACCCCUUGAUCCCCUCUCAUCAUCAUCCUGGGAAUUGACCAUGUUUCUUCUUCGCUGGUCUUUUGUUAUUCCAACAUCUUUGGGUCGGAUCGUGAUGGAGGCUCUUCGAAUUCGGUUCCGAGGGAAUAUGCCUUACCUGAAUAAACCGGACGUGAAGAAAAGUAAUAUACCACGUAACGCCUCAAAGCCAGAACGGACUUUGGAGCAGUUUUUCCGGAUGUACCUCUCUUAUCUGGUAAAACAAUGCCAGUUUCCCCUGGAAGUAGUCUAUACACCUGCCAAAUCACUGCACCUCCAUCCCAUCUCCAUACAUUCCUCAGCUAAUGACCUCGCUUUGGCACCGGCCCCCGUCUUGAAAAUUCAACCCCUCACGCCUCGGUUCUACACCAACAUUGCAAAAUAUCCAGAUGCCAAAUUAGGCUUUCCCGCAGAGAUCGAGAACAUGCCACAGGUCUCCGAUUCGAUAUCUCAACGUCUCUGGGUGUCCGAUCCAGUACUGUUGAAAGAUUUGAUUAACUCGGAAAAUCCUUGUACUGGCCUCGAAAAAGUCAAUCCCUGCUCGCCUUCUGCAAGCCGUCUCCUGUGGCAAAGCACGUCAAGAGGCAAAUCAUUCAUGGACAACUUCACCGACUCACACUGUUCCAAUACUCUGCACACAACUUAUCGGGCCGCACGCAUUCAUUGCUACCUGACGGAAAAGUUCGCGUGGGGGUCAUACAAAUUAGCUACAGUCUAUGGUAUUCUACUGCGCGCGAUUAUCAUGCGUCUUGUCUGGAAGGGACUACGGCAGAUGCAGUGUAACUUGGCUACGGGGUGGUUCGCAGACAUUCUGACGGUUUCUGGAACCUUUUUCCUGCUGAUUCGUGCAUGGAGGGCGUUAACAGGCAGGUUUUACCAAGACUUGUAG